AUGUCCGCGCUGAGUGUGAGAGCUCCGGGCCUACAAGCUACCACUGUGUUGAACACUAGGUCAUUGAGAGUACAAGGAGGGACCACUCUAGACUCGGUGCGGCGGAACCUAUUCGGCUGCACGGAUAGAGAGGAGAACAGGAGAUUUAUCGAGCGAGAGUUGGCCCGCCAAUUGGACUUAGAUAGCCAGCGAUGGGGCUUCGACUUUGCGAAUGAGAAACCUUUACCGGGCACUCAGAGAUUUGCCUGGCAGCUCGUUCCGGCGUCCACAAUACCAGCGGCGUUGCGGCGGUCACCGAUCACCAUAACACAAAAGCCUAACUCGCCAGCGAAAGAUACUAAAGUGACUUCUCCAGACAGCAAUAAAACGCAAAAGAGAAUAACAGACUUCCUGAAGCCGCGCAAGCGAUUACCGAGCAAUGGCAAGAAAUCCCCCGCGCACAAGCACAAGCAAGAGCUGCACGGCGUGCACAUCCGCCCCCCCAAAGUGGCGAGACUUGCGCAGACGCACUACAAACGCGCCAGCUAG
Leptosia nina is the source of this 528-nucleotide messenger RNA. Lineage: Eukaryota; Metazoa; Arthropoda; Insecta; Lepidoptera; Pieridae. The record is from the annotation of a GenBank genome assembly.